Molecule: messenger RNA, 2511 nt
Organism: Paraglomus brasilianum
Lineage: Eukaryota; Fungi; Glomeromycota; Glomeromycetes; Paraglomerales; Paraglomeraceae
Source: the annotation of a GenBank genome assembly
AUGAAGCGUGUCGAGUCGGAAGACUCUGUUUUACGCGAAGAAAUCAAGUCGGCUCUUGAGAAAUCUCGUAAUGAACACUAUACUAUCAAAAAAGCAGAGACCAAGGCCUGUAUACAACAUAAUUACGAACGUUUGUACACGUUGCUUGAUGCAAGUGACACAUAUGAUAGUGUGCCGUUAAGGCUUGCAGUCGAACCGUAUCCCACAGUAGCGACGACUGAAACUUCAAAUAAAUCAAGCGCUAAAAAAGAUCGAAAACCGGAAUGCAAAAUACAGCUUCGGAGUUAUUCUUCUUGUGGAAUUCUUGAAGAUAACAUGGUAGAUACGUACUCGUGUGUAGUCAUACCCGAAGUAAAGGGAUUACCGCUAUACACGCUAUGGACUCCGAUAAGACGUAAUUUCAAGACUCCAGACGAUCCAGUUCUUAGGCAUGUGUCGUAUUUCGGCGAAGAAUCCGAUUCGGAGGACGGCGUUAAUUACACUGAUGUUUAUGAGAAUAUCAUGGUAGGCCGGAAAGCCCGCAAUGUAGACGCGGACAAGAUUCGUUUAAGGACCAUGAAGAAUGUAUUCGACAGCCAUCGCAUUGGGGUAUCUGCCCUCGUUAAAAAAGUGAACGGGUCGAGAAAGUACAAAGUAAUAAAAUCAACGCCAAAUGAAAGGAACGUUACUCAUCACUCAGACAUGUCCACUGUCGAUCAAGUUAUAACAGAGUUUGCAAGCUUCUUCAAAAGAAAAGGCUCUAUAUCUCUUGUCAAAUGGUAUCUGGAAAAUGCAUAUAGGAUUGGGGGAACUGGCAUUAAUAGAAUAAUGAGGGUUGAUACGAACAACUCUACUAGUCAAACAGAUUCUGUGGGCCAUCACCGGCUGUUAGCACCACUUAGUAAAUUGUGGUGUCGAUUAUGUUAUGUAUAUGACUGCAAGCUUCAUGGUGGAAAGUACCAGCCAUUCCUUAACAAAAAGCGACCGCGCGUAAGACCUACUGCACAGUCUUGCGGUCCGUCUUGUUAUAUGAAUGCCACGUUUGACACUAAACCCCGUCUGAACGAGUGGAACCUUCUUGAAAAUGAUCUCUGUAAGACUGCUAUGGACAUUCUUGGAAACAACUAUUGUGUGUUGGCUACAAUCAUAAGAACCAAGACUUGUGCUCAAGUAUAUGUCAGAGUUCAAGCUUAUUCGUUGCCUGAUGAAAUGAUGAUAGAUGAUUCGGCCCCCUCAUCUUCAGACGAGUCUAAAGGACGAAAAAUCAAAAGGGGCGUUAGCAAAAUAGAAAUAAAUGCCGAGAACCACUCUGAGUAUCGACCUUGUUAUCACCCUGGACGAACCUGUGAUAUGAAUUGCCCUUGCAAAAAGGGAAAUAGAUACUGCGAAAAAUACUGCCAGUGUGAUGCUGACUGUCCGCGAAGAUUUCCUGGGUGCCAUUGUGCUGAGAAAGUCUGCAGCAAUCGUGGAUGUGUAUGUUAUGCAAACUACCGAGAAUGCGAUCCUGAUGUUUGUGGUUGUCUAACAUGUGAAACCACGACAGGUUUUCACUUUGACCGAAGACCAUGCAAAAACAUGGCACUUCAACGAGGGAAAGCCAAGCACACUAUUAUUGGCAUUUCUACAGUAGCUGGUUGGGGCCUGUUUCUUAGAGAACAUGCCAAGAAGAAUGACUUUUUGGGAGAGUAUAAGGGCGAGGUCAUCACACAGGCUGAAGCUGACCGUCGUGGAAAGGUGUAUGAUAAACGCGGCAUAAGUUUCUUGUUUAAUCUUAACAAAGAAUACGUUGUUGAUGCAACACGUAAAGGAAAUAAGUUUCGCUUUAUCAAUCAUUCAAACGAACCAAACUGUUUCGCUCGCGUGAUGCUGGUCAAUAGUGAACACCGAAUUGGCAUAUAUGCAAAGGUUGAUUUAAUUCCCGGAGAAGAGUUAUUUUUUGAUUAUGCGUAUGAUGGAGAAGCCUUGCGAUUUGUACCUAGAGAACGUGAGAUACUCCAGAGAGAAAUGCUUUGGGAAAGACAUCUUGCUCAACAGAGGGAAUUAAGUCAAAAGAGAGAACGGCCCCUGGAAAGGAAACUUCCUCGGAAAAUACAAUUAUCUAAAGAAAGAAAACCAUCAAAUGAAAAGAGGCCAAUUUUGGAAAGGGAACUAUCUCAGGAGCUUCAGGCAAUGGAAAUAUCUCAGGAUUUUCAGGGAAUGGAACUGUUGCAGGAAAAUAAUGUAUUUGAAGAAAAUGAGCUAUCACAUGAAAGAGAGUCAUUACAGAGAAAUGAAUUAACACAUCAAAGAAUUCUGGCACAAGAAUGUGAGCUAAUACAGCCAAACGGAAUAUCAAAGCUGAAUGAGCUGAUACAGCAAAAUGAAUUAGUACAAGCAAGUAGACAAGGACAAGGAUAUGAAUCAGUACAUUAUCAACUAGUACAGCCAAAGCAACUAGUACAACAAAAUGAAUUUGUACAAAUAGAAUUUAGACAGCAAGGUGAAAUGAUAGAGGAAAUAGAUCCAUCUGAAUUGCUUUUGUUUGAUGAUUAA